AUGAGUGUACAUCUGACAACUCUGCCCGUCGCCAGCGGCAACAACACCUCUAUGACGUACGAGAUGUGUAUACAUAGUGAUGAUCCGUUCAAGUUCAACGCCUACAUCAUCACCUACCUGCUCGUGUUUCCUUUCGCCUUUCUGUGCAACACUGGAGCUCUGUUGAUUUUCAUCGUGCAGGGUCCACGCAGAGGCUCUUCCGCCUGUGUGGUCAUGAUGAAUCUCGCCCUGUCAGACGCCAGCUUCUCCCUCACCCUCCCAGUGAGAGCGUUUUAUUACCUGACGGAUGGAGUGUGGAAGUUUCCUGAUUGGCUGUGUCAAUUAUGUGGCUACAGCUUCUACGUGAACAUAUACAGCAGCAUCUUCUUCCUCACUCUCCUGAGCCUGCUCCGGUGGCUGGCCGUGACCCAGCCCCUCCAACACAGCUCUCAGGUCACGCCCACUCGGACCAUGCUGGUCUGUGUGGGGAUCUGGGUGUUUGUGGGUGCGGCCGUUUCUCCCUUACUGCUCAAAGGGACCACAGAAAGGUCGGGGUCUCCUCGUUGCUUCGAGCCAAAUGAUGAUUCCUCUAGGAAGGUUCUCCGAAUAUUAAACUACGUAUCAUUGGCUGUGGGCUUCCUCCUUCCUCUCCUCACCAUCAUCCUCUGCUACAGCAGCCUGAUACGUCACCUGAUGGCCGGGUCCAGCCUCUCUAGCAACCAGUCCGGCAACAGCCACCACCAUACAAGAAAACGCUCUGUACACCUGGUUUCCAUGGUGAUUGUGACCUUCCUGUUUUGCUUUCUGCCCUAUCAUGUGAUGAGGUCAGUGCACCUGCACGCCGAUUGGAAAAAGUGGCCCUGUAAGGUCACGGUGGCGCUGCGGCGAGCAGUGGUGGUGACGCUGUGUCUGGCGGCAUUGAGCAGCGUGUUCAACCCUCUGCUGUACUACUACUCAGCCAAGAAGUUCAGAGAGGACAUCAGAGAUGUACUCCGGAGCAGCAGGAGUGACCGACCACCAACCGGAUCUUACCGGGGUGUGACCGAGCAGCUCGCGGCCGGACCCGCCGUGAUUCACUCCCCCCCCCUCCGACCACCGGGCCCCAACUUCCGUUACUAUCCCCGGGCGGUGACGUCAGCACCGGGAAAAAAGUUUGGAGCCGGUUCACCGGAGGAGACGAGAACCGACCGGAACCACGGCCGCUCCACGCGCGUGCCCGCCGCUGCUCGUCGCUCGGUUGUUUCCCCGCGUGCACGCGCAGAUGGGGACGAUGUGAACGGGACCGCGCGUUGCCUCCACGAGACUCACGCUGAUCUCCGGUAG
Limanda limanda (common dab) is the source of this 1302-nucleotide messenger RNA. Its product is annotated as cysteinyl leukotriene receptor 1-like. Gene Ontology annotation, cellular component: plasma membrane. Lineage: Eukaryota; Metazoa; Chordata; Actinopteri; Pleuronectiformes; Pleuronectidae. Bases 1 to 1302 code for a protein of 433 amino acids. The transcript is spliced from 7 exons. The record is from RefSeq and is a predicted model, not a curated record. Gene Ontology annotation, molecular function: G protein-coupled receptor activity. Gene Ontology annotation, biological process: G protein-coupled receptor signaling pathway.